Molecule: messenger RNA, 3579 nt
Organism: Leguminivora glycinivorella
Lineage: Eukaryota; Metazoa; Arthropoda; Insecta; Lepidoptera; Tortricidae
Exons: 2
Coding region: 1686-3023 (445 amino acids)
Source: RefSeq, a predicted model, not a curated record
UCACGCCAAAUCGACGGCAUUUCGUGUUUCUCAAAUGACAUCGCUGAAUGAACGGAUCAAUGAGGUGACCGCUCAUUCUCAUUCAUUCAAUGCUGUAUGGUUGACCCCAGGACUCUCCCACUUCCUUCCUGGUCAUGAUAUAGAUCGGUCGCGUUACCGUCGCGGUGCGUAUCGCGGCUCCGAAGCCGCCAUGGCCCACGUGGCUAAAGAUGUAGACCGCGGGGCGGUGUCUAUUUUAUCUUGGUUAAGUAGUUUAUAGUUUAACCCAGUGUAGUAGUAAUAAGUGAGUCUAGUGUAACGAAUACACAUAAUUUAUUGCUAGUCAGUGCUUUUCAUUCAAUCACCUAACCUAAACGGCGCGAGGCGUGCGCCGUCAUUCAGCAACCCGAAGCGGCGUCUUCCCGGCUCCAGGGCGGGCCAGAGCAGAGCCUAGUCGAGGCGACAGGCAUUCAUCAGACCAGCGUGCGCGGGGCGCGCACGCGACCUACUCGGCGGUCCACGAGAGGACCGAGUCAUCGUGGACGAGCACGCACGGCGUGCUGGCAAUGUGUUAAGUUAAGGUGAUCGUCGAAGCGAGUAAGUCUUUGACGGCAACAUUUAGUGGAACAUGCGAGGAGCAUGACGUCACGUAGCUAGCUGGACGAGCAGGCUGCAAAUCAAGAGGCCCACAAGGGGGCCAUUCUCAUCGGUUGCGUGCGCGCAAGGCGUGCGCGCACCGUACCCAGUUGGCGACAGGGCGCAGGAAGCUUUGUAUCCAACAUUUUUGGUGGAUCCCAUGAGGGAAGUACGGUGCUUCGUGAGACGGAAGCGGCGUGCGUCGGACUAAAGCACGAUAAAGAGGGGAAGUGCGGCGCUCCGUGGGACGGAAGCGGCGUGCGUCGGACCAAAGCACGAUAAAGAAGAAAGAAAAUACGGCGCUCCGUGGGACGGAGGCGGCGUACGACGGACCACAGCACAGCAGGGAAAGAGGAACGCUUGGCGCAGCACGACGCGCGGCGACGACUGUGUUUGCUAAAAAUCAUUAAGUUUAGAAUCAGUGCGCGUAUGGGCAAUUACUCGUAGAUUUACAGUGAAGUGAGGUGGAUCGUACAAUUUCGAGGUUAUCACGUGGAGAACGACGGGAGCGCAGCAGCUCGACUCGUUCACUCAUUCGUUCAUUCGGUCACCGGUCAUUCAGCGUUCAUCGAACAAUUCAGUUCAAUCAUCUGUUAGAGACUAUUAAGUGUGUCUGUGGUCACUGGUCAGUCAUUCACUCAUUCAUUCAUUCGUUCAGAAACGUCAAUGUCAAUUCAGUGUCAUACCUAACGUUGUUUAUAUUGGAAUAGGAUGGAAUAAUUAUUUGAUUUAAUUAUUAAAAGAAUAGAUUGGAAACAGUUUUCUUGUAAAUUGAUAAUCAAUAGAAUGCCAAGUGAGUAUGGCCGUGGAAGCGGUAAAGGUACAGUUUAGCGAUAACUACCUAAUGCUCUCGGAGCAAUUGAGAGUUCAACGAUUGGAGUUUUGGGAAAAUUACAUCGAGGCCAACGAGCUACUCAUCGAACGCGAUGAAGCGUUAAGUGCGUCCACGGAGGAGGCAGCGGCAGCAAGGACUGCUACGUCAAAACAAGGUAAGAUCAAAUUACCGUCAGUGUGUUUACCCACCUUAAGUGAAAAGUUAUUUACGUCACUUGUAGACGCUUGUAUAUUUGAUGCAGGAAAAUAUUAUUGUGUGUGUGUCACCACAAGGUGAGGCGCUGUCAGUGAUACAGCACCUGCCGUUAGACGGCGCUAGUUAUAAUGUAGCAUUAGGACUGUUGCACAAGAGAUAUUAUGACAGUAGGUUGUUUAUAGAUAACUACAUCGAGCGGACACGCAGUCUGCCAUCAGUGAAGCAUUGGAAUGCCGAUAUGAGGUCUGUCUAUUAUGACCCGUCGCGGGAAUCAUUACAAGCGCUGGAGAAGCUUGGCCAGCCAAUCAGUUCAUGGUAUAAUAGGCGAAGCAGCCAUAUUGUUAAAAAAGGCAUGUUGAGAACGUGGUCACCGACGCGGUGCAUUAGGAGUUUGUCAUAUCUCAUAAUUAACUCAAUGUUACAGAAACAAUCAGGCUGGAUCCACACACUGUUCGAGGAACAACACGGAAGGAAGCUGGAGGUGCUGCCCACGAUCAAGCAGUUGCUGGAACUGUUGGAUGAACAGCGCAAAGGAUGGCAAGCAGCGCCAACAGCAGCGGAGGAGCUGCGGACUGCACAGUGUGGCCCGGCCCCUGCCCGAGGUCGAACCGGAGCAGAGGGGCAGUCUUCAAGGAAGAAGGUCCGCGCGGCGGAACAGAACCAUGAACAGGUGAACGUACCUCAGUUAUUUUACUCAUACUGCUCGAGUUCAGAAUGUCAGUCGUCAGGGCACGACUCACCAUGCGACGGAGGUGCAGCGAGGCGAACACCCCCUAUGACAGGAGAGUCAACUAAGCAUAGUGUGCGGGUAUCGCCACCAACCAUGCCGAGGGUGUCAGGCAUGACAAGCACAGUUGUAAAGAGAUCAUUUGUAGAUAAAUAUCACUUGCACCAACAGUGUAUUGGAAAUAAUAUUCAUGAUACAGGGAUGAAUGUGCCAGGCACAGUCACAGGGAUUUUGGUCAGACCUAGGGUAAAUGUACCAGUCAUUGAAGAGGUGACUACAACCAUGUAUCAAGUCAUGGGAAAAAUACCCUACUGUAAUCAAGGAUUAGAAGUUCAUUUAAGUUCAUCAAAGCUACGGUUAGCUAAAGGUUAUUUCAACAAGGAUCAAUAUAUGGAUAUCAUGCAAAGACUUGAUGUAAUAAAUUAUAUGCUCGCUGGUUCAAAGAUGUUCACUAACAUUCCAGGAGUUGAGGCCUACGACACGGUUGUCAGGCAGGUCAUCAUGAGAGUGGUGCAGAUGCACGCAUCAUCAUCAUCAUUGGUUCAAGCAAGAGAGACUUCAGUAGAGGACUACGGUCUCCACCACGCGACUCAAGGAGUCCCGGAGAGGUUCUGGAAGGCGGAGCAGCCCCCGGUGAAGAAACGGGAAUAACCAGAAUACCUACAUAGGAUACUCAAGGUCGUAUUCUUCCAUUAUUAAAUAUGUCAUGAUCAAUGGUACGUCUGCCACGGAGGGCAGACAGACCCAGGCUGGGCGGACAACAACGCUUGUCAUGCACGAACUCAUUUCAUUGGAAGCCGAAACGGCUGUGAGAUUCAAGUAUUUGCGGAAAAUACAAGGAAUUCGAAUAUGAGGCACUUGGUUGCAUGUCAAGGAUAUUCAUCAGUGUCUCACAGGUUCUGCGAGUCAGCGAUACACUGGAUGAACUGGCGACGCUGCUAGUCAUUGGAUCAAGUAUGUACAAUGGAUUCAUACAAGAAGGAAUGUGUAUUGUUGAAACGAGAAAAGGAUUGUUUCAAAACGCGGGGUUUUCAGAGAGGAAAAUCAUUUGGUGCUCGGAGUCAUAAUCCAAAUAACCUUGAAAUGUAAUUUAGCGCGAUAGUGUGUUUAAAUUGUGUAGAACACAUUUAUUAAUUUUCUAUACGUUGAUUCUUGGAGUAAUGAGAAUUACUUAGUUUAAUGAAUGUUUAUGUUUCUGACGUAUAAU